AAUAUUUUUUUAUAUAAUACAUUUUAGAUGCAAAUUACGUUUGUUAAUCUGUCCAAGUCAUCCUUGUAUAUAUGUCUAUAGCGCUUUGACUCAACCACACCCCACCCAUGACUUUUUUUAAACAAAUCACCGAAAUAAUAACAAAUAAUUAGUUUAUAUAUACAUAUACUUCUAUAUAUAUACACAAUAUAAGAGGCAAUUUUCAUAGUGUAAGAAUAUUUAAGAAGAAAAAGAAAAAUAAUGGAAACCUCUGAACAAAACAUUAAGAGCCCAGCAGAACAAGGAAUAGGAGCUCAAGAUGAUAAUAAUAAUUAUUCUAAAAAUGGAGGCUGGAUUACCUUUCCCUUCAUCAUGGGAAAUUUAGGGGGUCUUUCAGUAGCAGCUGGUGGGUGGGGUGCUAACUGGAUUGUAUUUCUGAUAACAAAGUUCAACAUUGGGAGUAUAUCUGCUACUAAGAUCAACAAUGUCGGCUUUGCUUUCAUCUGUCUUUUUCCGAUCGUUGGCGCCAUCAUUGCCGACUCCUUUGCCGGAAACUUCAUCGUCAUAGCCAUCUCUUCUAUGAUCGCUUUGCUGGGGAUGACAUUAUUAACUCUUAUAGUUGGAAUCCCUUCGUUGAUGCCCAUACCGUGUUUGAAUGGCUCUUCGAGUAUUAUUCCAUGUGAUAGCCCAUCAAAUGGUCAAUAUUUGAUUCUUUAUACAGCCAUGGGGUUAAUUACAAUGGGAAUUGGUGGCUCUCGUUUUACGAUAGCAACCAUGGGAGCUGACCAAUUUGAGAAAAACAACCACCAAGCAAGCUUUUUUAGUUGGUAUUUCAUUGUGCUGUACGUGGGAAAUGCUAUCAGCUACAUUGUUUUGGUGUACCUAAUGGAUAACAUUAGUUGGGAAUUAGGGUUUGGGAUUUGUCUUGCCAUGACAGCACUUGGACUAAUUUCGUUUUUGCUUGGAAAGAAUUUCUAUCGAUUCGUUAAGCCUAAGGGAAGCCCAUUUGUGAGCAUGGCUAGAGUUGUCGUUGCAGCUAUUCGGAAUAGAAAAUUGUCACUAAGUGAUCGUGCUUUAACAAAUACAUCGGGUAUCAUUGUUCACACAAAAUCACCAAGUAAACGUUUCAGACUCUUGAAUAAGGCUUGCUUGGUUACCCAAAACGAGGAACAAAUUAAUAGUGGUAGCACAAAAUCAUGGAAACUAUGCACAGUUGAAGAAGUAGAAGACCUUAAAAGAGUAAUCAAACUCAUUCCGUUAUGGUCAACCGGCAUUCUCUUAACCACUACCAUUGCUUUGUUCAAUGGCUUAUCAACAAUCCAAGCCCUAGCCAUGGACAGGGAAGUGGGCUCCAUUAAAAUCCCAGCUGGAACAUUUCUAGCCUUUACUCUUGUAACAACUGCCAUCUCAAUCUUCAUCGUCGACCGUUACCUACUUGACAUGUGGCAAAAAUUAAGCGGUCGAUCGCUAUCUCCACUUCAAAAAAUAGGAAUCGGACACAUCUUCAACAUAUUAGGUAUGGUGGCAACUGCAAUAACGGAAGCAAAACGACUCCACUUGGCACAAGCUAACCCUGCCACGUCAGUCGUGUCCAUGUCAGCCUUAUGGCUCGUGCCAUGUUUAGUGAUUGUGGGAAUAGGUGAGGCAUUCCAUUUUCCUGGCCAAGUUGCGUUAUAUUAUCAAGAAUUUCCUGAUUCAUUAAAAACUACUUCAACAGCUAUGGUAUCACUUUUAAUUGGAUUAGGAUAUUAUCUUAGUGUGGUUUUCACUGAUUUUAUAGAUAAUACUACUGGUUGGUUACCUAAUAACAUAAACAUUGGCAGAGUAGAUUGUGUGUAUUGGUUGUUUGUGGUGAUUGGAGUCUUGAAUUUCGGAUAUUAUUUGGUCUGUGCUAAAUUAUAUGAGUACCAACUCUAAUUAUAUUGUUCAUAAGUAAUAGUUUUUGACAAA
This is a messenger RNA of Cannabis sativa, 1929 nucleotides long. Its product is annotated as protein NRT1/ PTR FAMILY 2.7-like. Gene Ontology annotation, molecular function: transmembrane transporter activity. The coding region runs from base 241 to 1896 and encodes 551 amino acids. Gene Ontology annotation, biological process: transmembrane transport. The transcript is spliced from 6 exons. Gene Ontology annotation, cellular component: plasma membrane. NCBI's taxonomy places the organism in Eukaryota, Viridiplantae, Streptophyta, Magnoliopsida, Rosales, Cannabaceae. The record is from RefSeq and is a predicted model, not a curated record.